Molecule: messenger RNA, 323 nt
Organism: Candidula unifasciata
Lineage: Eukaryota; Metazoa; Mollusca; Gastropoda; Stylommatophora; Geomitridae
Source: the annotation of a GenBank genome assembly
CUGAUUUUCGGGAAUUCCCCUUUGGAAUGCAGAUAUUUUCUGCUAUGGGUAUUUUGUGCAGUGAUACAAAAAUCAAGCCGGAAUGCAUCGUUGACAACAGUCCGGAAUACUUUGAAGAAAUCGACAACUGUCUGUAUUCUCAGUACCCCGCCAUCAAUGCAGAAACAACAGAUGAACACUUGAGACGGUGUCUAAAGUUAAGUACUCUAUCCCGGUGCGUGAAAAACGUCAUUGGCAAAUGUGACGUCUACACAGGAGAUGUAUUGGCACAACAUGUGACAUUAUUCACACCAGACUGUUAUUCUACUGUUAUUAUCGGCUAA